Molecule: messenger RNA, 2496 nt
Organism: Parus major (Great Tit)
Lineage: Eukaryota; Metazoa; Chordata; Aves; Passeriformes; Paridae
Gene: OGFOD3
Product: 2-oxoglutarate and iron dependent oxygenase domain containing 3
Exons: 10
Coding region: 230-1306 (358 amino acids)
Cellular component (GO): membrane
Molecular function (GO): iron ion binding; oxidoreductase activity, acting on paired donors, with incorporation or reduction of molecular oxygen; L-ascorbic acid binding
Source: RefSeq, a predicted model, not a curated record
GCACACCCCGGCCGGCCCGCCCGGCUAUCCCUGCCCUGCUAUCCCGGCGCUGCCCGCCCGCUCUCCCCUGUCCCGGUGUUCCGUUGUCCCGCUGUCCCGGUGUCCCGGUGCCGCCCCUCCGCUGGAUCCUUCCACUCCCUCUCGACGGCCGAGCGCGUUCCUCAAGCAGGCACUCCGGCAGGCCACGGCGAGGCGCGCCGAGCGCAUCGCUCGAGGCGGAGGAGGCGCGAUGGCUCCGCAGCGGCGGGCGCUGCCCCGCGGCCUCGACAGCGCCGGGCCGGGGCCGGGCCGCGGGGACCGCCGGCACAGCAGCGCCAGGAAGGGCAAAUCCCAGCAGGAUCCUCGGGGAAGGUGGCUGAAGGCAGCGAUCCUCCUCCUCCUCUCCGCCGCGGCCGGCGGCGGCCUCGUGGUCUGGAGCCGCCUCCGCACCCAGGACGGGAUUCCCGAGGGUGGGAUCCCUGCAGAUGGGGUCACCGAGGUGCUGGCACAUCGCAGCGACAACCUGCGGGACAAAUUCAUCGAGAUCCCCUGCUCGGAGGACUACGACAGCCACAAACGCUUUGCAGGUUGCACUCCUAGGAAGUGUGGAAGAGGUGUGACAGAUGCUGUAAUCACAAGGGAAGAAGCUGAAAGAAUUCGUAGAAUAGCAGAGAGGGGACUGUCCUUGGGAGGAUCUGAUGGAGGGGCAUCAAUUUUGGACUUACACUCCGGAGCUCUUUCCCUGGGGAAGCAUUUUGUUAAUCUGUACAGGUACUUUGGGGACAAAAUUCAAGACAUCUUCACAGAAGAGGAUUUUGCAUUAUACCGGGAUGUGAGGCAGAGGAUUCAGCAAAGGAUUGCUCAGGUGUUUGGGAUCAGCUCUUCUGCCAUGUACCUGACCAAGCCAACGUUCUUCUCCAGGAUGAACAGCACAGGAGCCAAGACAACACACGAUGAGUACUGGCACCCACACGUGGACAAGGUGACUUAUGGCUCUUUUGACUACACUUCCCUGCUCUACCUCUCUGACUACUCUGAAGACUUCGGGGGUGGGCGGUUCGUGUUCAUGGACGCAGAUUCCAACAAGACAGUGGAGCCCCGAGCAGACAGAGGAGCUACUUCUGUUCCUCCUGAGCAGCAUUUCAGUCUUCCCAGUGCCCCCAGCCUGUUGCCAUGGACAGUGGAUGGUGGCCGGGUGUCGUUUUUCACCUCUGGAUCAGAGAACCUGCACCGGGUGGAGAAGGUGCAGUGGGGCACUCGCUUUGCCAUCACCAUCUCCUUCACCUGCGACCCGGAGCACGGCAUCGGGGACCCGCUGCUGGGCUGACUCCUGGGCCUGGGAUGGAGCUCAGAUGGGAGGGGAGAAGCCCUGCAAGAGGAGAGGAGAAAGGGAGAUACCACCUCUUGUAACCUCACAUGCAAUUAGAACUGCCCAGCUGUGGAAACACGUUGUUUUCACAUCUCCUUUUCCAUAAACAUUGCAAACGGUGGCUUAAGAACAAUCUUAAAUUUGAUGCAUUCUGGAAAUGGUUUGUCUUCAUGUGCCAAAGGGAUGGGCUAUGAAGAAAAGGGAAUGGUCUCCACAAAGAAGAGAAAGUGGGCUCUUCAUUUUUUUAAUAUUUAAAAAAAAAUUCUUCAGUUUGAAAGAUACAAACAAUCUUUUGGGCCAUGCCUUGAUCUGACUCCCCAGGCUGCUGAUACCCAUUCAAUUCUUUAUUUUCUUAGUUAUUAAUGUGGUGUAGAAAGUCUGACCUAAGUUGAUUGAGCCAGGUGAGUGUUGCUCUCUAGAACACACCUUCUCUUGAGAGGGAUGGAUUCUCCUGAGUGUGGGAUCAGUGGGAAAUGCACCUGGGUUUGGCUACUGGGACUUGAACUUUUUUUAUAUCUAAUUAUUACUGAUUGAAUAUUCAGGAAGUCUCUCAAUAGCUAUUUUUGGACUUCUCUUUUCGAAUUUAGUACCAAGGCUUUUUCUGUUAAUGAGGACCACUGGAAGGGACUUCCAAGAAGAGAUACUUGCAUUGUAACAAACACAUGCAUAAUCUUGCCAAAUACUUUGGGUUUUUUUACUGCAAUCAAAGAUUUCUGUGGGUCAAGAGGUUGAUAAAUAAACAGUAGAAAAACCUAAUUUUUUUCUCAAUCAAAUUCUGAAGUAAUCAUGUUGAUCUGGUCUCUUACCUGGAUGUAUAAUUUCUGUGAAACACUGAAAAUCUGGGAAUGUGCUUUGAUUUUUUAUUUUUUAUUUUAUUUUUAUGCAUACAGUUUGGACUUUUUAAGGUACCCUUUUAUGGAAAUAAUAAGUACAGGGGGAAUUACACUGAAGAUCAAUAUGAAGAGGAAUGAUAAGAGGACACUUGGACUUGUGAGGGCUCUCACUGGGCACACCAGCAAGAUUAGUCCUCUGUAAUUUCAUUUCAUUGUUCUGAAACCUGAGAAAGUUUUCCUUGUCUGUACUAACAAGGGAGAAUUGUUAAAAUGGCUGGAUGCAAGGAAAUAAUAAACUUGGGUUCUAUAUUGAAA